Closterium sp. NIES-67 is the source of this 2869-nucleotide messenger RNA. The record is from the annotation of a GenBank genome assembly. NCBI's taxonomy places the organism in Eukaryota, Viridiplantae, Streptophyta, Zygnematophyceae, Desmidiales, Closteriaceae.
ACUCCCAGCUUCAUGAUUUUGAAUCACCUGGCUUCGAUCUUUGAUCCAACCUUCCGUCUGGUUGUCUGUCUCUACCGAUCUCGUCCCAGAGCGCUUCACCAGCCUGAUUAGUUCUCUCUAUACCAAACCAACCCCACGCGGUCGAUGUCCGCUCCUCUACUAAGUGGAGGCCAGUCUUACUGACCAAGUCAGAUCGCACCUGAUGUGGCUGGUCUUGCCUUUCUAUCAGAUCAGGAAUCUACAAGCAUUUCAACGGACGAUCGAUUUAGAUUUUGCAAGAGCCGAGCAAGCAAGCGUACCGUCAGGCUGAGCAUUUGCUUCGCUAUCCUGUUCAGUAGUCGCUCGGCUGUGUAGCCAGUGGCGAGAAUGAGUCCGAGCACAGCCUCUGACCCCGCUGUGACGUUACGCGGUCCGUGGCAGCGGGAUGACGAUCGGCGCGUGGAGGGGAAGGACGUGGUGCUCAAGGGAGUGGACCUGAGCCACAUGACCUCGUGCGCUCCGCGCGUGAAGCACGCAGCGGACUACGAGAGGGAGGAAGACGCGUACUGGGCCGCUGAGUCGCCCAUGGCUGCCGCUCAGGCGUCGUCGAACCCUCCAGUGCGGCCGGACUAUAAGGAGGCCCUGUACGACCUCGCCAACCAUAGCUGGCGCCAACUUGGCGACGUGCACGUCAUCAGCGAGGGCGAUGAAACCAGCGACGUUGGGAUGUCGGACGAGGCGAGCGUCGAGAAAGCCGCUGUGGCGAGCACACCUUGUCGGGUUGCGGAGGUUCUUAUUCCAGAGGACGCUCACCCGCUGACUCGCCAGCCAUCGCAGCAGCGACUGCGUAGCGGCGUUACGGCUGCGGCGGUUGAUGGAAGUAUGGCAGGUCCUGCGUCGAUUGACGGGUUUGGCGACCCCAAGGCGUGGGUCUGCAGGGAGGCACGAGGCCGUGCGAGUGGGUGGGGUGCGGGUGAGCGCCCUGCAACCGUCGGAGGCGUCUCUCGGAACACUGUCCCUCGCGUGCCGUGUCAGCAGAGCAUCCCAUGCACCCACCACGAGCCUCCGCCCCUGCACGACCGCCGCUCGUCCGGCCACUUCUCGCUCUUCCACUUCCCUGUGCUGCUCCGAGGGAGCGCCACUGCCAACGAAGCACUGCCAGUCGACGCCAGCAGCGCUUGCCCUCUCACCCACGCGGCGGGCGGCGGGGAGAGCGAGUACCGGUUGUUCUCGAGAGGCGCCAAGGGCGGCAGGCCGGGCAUGGCCACGGCAUGGAUGGGGCGGGCGGGAGGAGGGGGCGUUGGGGGGCUGUUUGUACCCGUGAUGUGAUGUGAUUUGAAGGGAUGGGAUGUGAUAUGAUGGCAUGCGAUAGUGAUGCGGUGUGAUGUGAUGUGAUCUGACCGCGUGCUUGGCUUGUUGCCUCAUCGCGCUGGAUUGCUCUGGGUCGUGUGAGCACUUGAGUAGCGCGUACAGAGGUGAGAAGACUGGAGAGGACGAGGCAAGAGCUGGCUGAAGAGGCACAGGCAGCAUUAGGACUUGGUCCUUGUUCUGACAGCAUUAGCGCUGCUGCCGACGGAUGGAGACAUAGGCAGCUUGGCAAGGAAGAAGGUGUUUUCACGUCUUUCCCGGUUUUGUUUUUCUGUCCGUCAUGUACUGUUGCUAGUAUGUGCCCCUUUUAUGCGCUGCCUUCGCUGUUAUUCCAGCGCCCUUCCCGUCACAGUCAUUCGCCGGUUUUGUUUAGACGUGGCUUCUCGUGCGGGCCACGAGGAGAGACGGAGGAAGCAGGUGAUCACUGGGUCUGAUGUACGCUCCACGGCUGUUGCAGCUGCUGCGGCCUCACGGGGCUGUGUUUGAGCACGAGAAUGAGCGGUGAUGGCAAAGUCUGCACCAGGUCCAGGCGAGGGACGCCUGCAGACAGGAGUGGGUUUGGCGAACUGCAGCGUGUUGACGGACAAGCUGGUUGUGACAGCAAGGCAGGCUCGUUGAGCAUGGCCUCGGUACAGGCUGACUGCACCGACUGUUGACUCACACCAUCACUUCACUGCUCACGCCUCUGCCAGGGUGGUGAAAGUUGGGGGGGAGAGAAGGCACAUGGAGGGGUCGAGACAAGGAGGGAAUUGCUGUGGCAGCCGAAACAAGGGGAGAGGUGCUUGGUGCGUGAAGAUAGUGUUGGAGGGUGUGCUCAGUGUGGAGGGCAAACUGUGUGCUGGGGGAGGAAGCUGUAAGGAGCACAUGGGUGUUCUGUUGCUGGUGGAAGGUCGUCCCCUAUUGGCUGCUGUCGGAGAGAAAAAAUGGAUGUUGUGGGUGAGGAGAGCGGACAGCGUGGUGCUGGGUGAUGGAGCAAGGUGCUGUGGACCUUAAUGCAGGUUGCAACUGGACCAGGGAGAGGUUGGGUUGUGGGGCUUGGUAAUCAGUAACCGGACUCUGCGAUCGACAAACGAAAAACGAGAGCAACAAGCCAAGAAGGGCCGAGUCCAAUGUGCGGAAGGGGUUGUUACAGGGUGAGGAACAAAAAUGUGCAAGGGGGAGCAGUGGUGGACAAAAAGAAAAUGGGUAUCCAUGGCGAUCAGAUGCUCUGUUGCUGGGCUGUGGCGUGUUGAUGGUUCUCUGCAAUGCGUAUGUGGCAAGUGCGGAGGACUACCUGUCCAGUGCUGUUGCAGCACUAUCAGAUGCACAAGUGUCUGGAGGGCGGUGGUCUUCAUGCCACUCUGCUCCUCUUGCUGUGCUGUGUCGUUGCUUCCAGGUUUCUGUGGUCUUGUCCUUAGGGUAUGGGAGAUGUCAGUUGCAGGUGCAGGAUAUACUGGAGUAAAGGGAGGCUGGGUCUUUAGCUUUUGGACUGACUGUUGUCCUAGAAACCGUGUCAGUUGUUUUGGAGUUGACCUAAUGGAUA